CCUGCAGGGUGUCCGGGUCACCCACUCAGCCCCAGACCCCGCAGGAAGUUCCACGGGAUGCUCCCGGGGCUGGCGGCCAUGGAGCUAAAGGUGUGGGUGGACGGCAUCCAGCGCGUGGUCUGCGGGGUCUCGGAGCAGACCACCUGCCAGGAAGUGGUCAUUGCCCUAGCCCAAGCCAUCGGUCAGACAGGCCGCUUUGUGCUGGUGCAGCGUCUCAGGGAGAAGGAGCGGCAGCUGCUGCCCCAGGAGUGUCCAGUGGGCGCCCAGGCCACCUGUGGGCAGUUUGCCAGUGAUGUCCAGUUUGUCCUGAGGAGGACAGGGCCCAGCCUAGCCGGGCGGCCCUCCUCCGACAGCUGCCCACCCCCUGAGCGUUGCCCAGUCCGCGCCAGCCUCCCUCCGAAGCCUCGACCAGCGCUGGGCCGUGAACCUCGCAAAACACUGACCUUCAGCCUGGGGGGCCCCAGGCUGGCCCCCAGCCUGGCGCCCCCUGAGCCUGUGGCCCCCGGAGCACCCACACCAGGCGGCUGCACAGACCUGCAGGGUCUGGAGCGGAGGGUGCAGAGCAACGCGGCCGAGCUGGGCCAGGAGGCCUUCUGGGAGCAGGAGUUGCGGCGGGAGCAGGCGCGGGAGCGGGAGGGGCAGGCGCGCCUGCAGGCUCUGAGCGCGGCCACCGCCGAGCACGCCGCCCGGCUGCAGGCCCUGGACGCCCAGGCCCGCGCCCUGGAGGCCGCGCUCCAUCUGGCCACAGAGGCCCCUGGGCCUCCCUCACCCGCGACAUCAGCCACAGAGCGGCUGAGGCAGGACCUGGCGGCCCAGGAGCGCCAGAGCGAGGAGGUGCAGGGCAGCCUGGCCUUGGUGAGCCGCGCACUGGAGGCAGCGGAGCGCGCCCUGCAGGCCCAGGCCCAGGAGCUUGAGGAGCUGAACCGGGAGCUCCGCCAGUGCAACCUGCAGCAGUUCAUCCAGCAGGCGGGGGCUGCCCUGCCCCCACCACGGCCGAACAGGGCCACCCCAGGCACACAGGAGCUUCUGCCUCCAGCCAGGGAAGAAUCCCUCUCAGAAGCCCCAAGUCCUGCCCUCACGCCCACUCUGAGCCCGGAGGUGGCCCCCAUGAAGCAGGACACCUGGAGGUAGCAGCACCCGCCUAAUGUAGCUGUCCACUGCAGCCCGGCCUGGAUGGCGGGAGAGUCGCGGCCAAGCGGGAAGCCUGUCCUGGGGCUGAGGUGCCACCCCUGAGCCCGGGGUUUCAGCCUUGGGGACGGGGAGGUUCCCCAGGACUUGCCGAGCCUGUGCAGCCCCCGAGAAGCAUGGCCAGCUUGGAACAGGCCAGGCCCGCAGGACACAGCGCGCUGCUGGGCACGGGAGACGGGGCACGUGCCCGCACAGCGGCCCCUCGCCUGACACUGAAACCUCAAUAAACUGGCCAGCAGGACUCGCGUGUGUCCUGAGGCUGCCCUGGACAGGGUCUGCAGGGCCAGAGCUCCUGAGUUGCCAGGGUGGCCACAGCCAGGGCUCCUGGGAAGGGGUUCUGGGGGCCAGUGACUCAGGCUCCCAGGGCUGCAGGUUUCUGGGGUUCUCUGCAGCCAAACUGGGGGUGUUGGCCUGGGGGCCCAAGCAGCUCUGACCUGCUUCUCACCAACAGCAGGAGCUGCUGCCCCUGGGGUGGCUCCUGGACGUGGAGCCUCCAGGAGGCCUAGACCCGCCUGGCAAGUU
Messenger RNA from Talpa occidentalis (Iberian mole), 1710 nucleotides. RefSeq names its product Ras association domain family member 7 (gene RASSF7). Bases 58 to 1131 code for a protein of 357 amino acids. The transcript is spliced from 6 exons. Lineage: Eukaryota; Metazoa; Chordata; Mammalia; Eulipotyphla; Talpidae. Gene Ontology annotation, biological process: signal transduction. The record is from RefSeq and is a predicted model, not a curated record.